Anopheles coustani is the source of this 12424-nucleotide messenger RNA. RefSeq lists its product as uncharacterized. Gene Ontology annotation, molecular function: protein binding. Lineage: Eukaryota; Metazoa; Arthropoda; Insecta; Diptera; Culicidae. The record is from RefSeq and is a predicted model, not a curated record. The coding region runs from base 1 to 11094 and encodes 3697 amino acids. The transcript is spliced from 20 exons.
AUGAAGUGCAGUUCGUGUAUUGGCGGCGGCCGUCGCAGUCUAUCAAGUAGCGACCAUGAAUCCGCUUCACCAGUGACCGACGGAUUGACAACAGCUGAUCGGGAGUACCUGGCCUCACACACCAUGGCCGCAAGCGGUUCGGAGCGACGGGAUCUUCUGGGUGCGUCGUACCGAGUGGACUCACCGUCGGCCAACAACGGUCCGGAGGAUAGCGGCGCCACAUUGAGGGAACACGAUACGGAUGACUAUCGGCCACCGUCGAUAACGAUAGAGGAGCUCGAUGAUGACCAGGAAGAAUCGGUGCUGAUGGAUCCCCAAACCGUCGGCUACGCCCACCUUCUGCUACCGCCGUCCCUGCGCGCCCCUCUCGAGGUUAUACGCGAGGAAGAGUUGAGCGAUUGUAGUGAUAGUGAAUUUUCCCACCGUCCACCCACCACAACCGACGUAGAUUCCACGGUGAAGCGUGAUGAUCCACCGCCCACGGAUAUGCCGGAUGGGGGAGGUACGGCCCGUGGUGACGCUGUUGCGCACGGUUUGGCCAAGUUCAGUCCAGCGAAGGUACUGCGCGAGAUUCUGCGCUACCGGCGGCGGCGUCACAGCGGCAGCAAUCGAAAGCAUCCGAGCGCCCCUUUCCUACAUCGUCAGGAGCAGCGCCAGGAGCAGACGACGUGUGUGCUGGUGGGCGCGAAGGAGGCCGACAUUGCGCCGCAGGAAUACCGAAGCGUUUGCACGACGGAAACGGUGAACUGCGAGAUGUUGGAGGUGGAAGUUAUCAACAUCGGAUCCAACUCGAGCAGUCUGGACGAUCUUAGCGAUGUGGAGCACGCGGACACAGUAGUGGAGCAGGUGGACGAGGAGCAGGUAUAUGAGAAAUUAGAAUUGGAAGACGAGCACACAACGACCACUUCCGUGCAUGAGAACCGGGGCGAGCAGCAAACGCCCAGCGUGUCCGAUGAUCCGACGGCCGACGAGCAAUUGGACGACCACCCGUCGAAACAAUCACCGAGCGAGAGUAUUACGACGCAAAUCAUCCCGGACUCGCAGGACGUAGAGAUUCACCCAACUUCUUAUGAAGGUGUUGCGUCCUCCGAUCCACCCCUACGGUUGGAUAACACCCACAACAGUUCUCCUGCUGGUGAUCGCGACCUGCAUCAAACAGAGAAAAAUGAUGAUGAGAACGCAGGUCCAAAGAGCGUUGUUCUUCAAGUAGUUCAGGCCGGCUUCGAUGGUUCAUCUAGCAGCUCCGAUGGCAUUCAACAGUUUGUGGCGCCUGCGCAUCCUGCCACAUCGUCUAGUGUUACUGACGACACUACUGGCGACGCGCUGCUCGACAUUAGUAGUAGCUCGGGAGUAGUGCCGGUCGAUCGUGAUCGUGAUCGUGCUUCGGUCGUCGGUGUUGAUGACGAUGAAAGUGUCCAAACCAAAGCGUCGCUAAAUCCAUCCUCAUCCUCAUCCCCAUCCCCAUCUCCUCCAUCGGAGAUCGAUCGUGCCACGCUUAUCGGUGUCGGAAGCCGCGUGAAUCAUUGCGUGCAGAACGGGAAAGGACCACCGCUGCCUCCACUCCGGACAGCCACCAUCAUGUCCAUUGAAGCCGACGACGAGUCGGUUAGUGCAGUAACUGUGGUUAAAAAAGGGCACCGCCCUCCUCCACCUCUGCCACCAGUGCCAGCGCCCCGGGUGGCGGCCAUACCAUUGCCUCCGCCACCAUCGGUAGACGAGGAGGCCACCACCAGCGGCAGCAGCGUGACUCAUUCGGGUCGGUCCCAGCCGCCAGUGGGUGACGCCGGGGAAGGAAAAGACCAGGAGGAAAAGUCCGUCGGUUCCGUAGCACCGCCUCCACCGCCGCUACCGAGCGCCUACCUCGUUCCGCUAACGGUCGAAGCGCUCUCGGUGGGUGCGUCGUCGCCUCAAAAUGGUCAAAUUCAUAGUGGCGAUCAUUCUAGUCAAACUGAUCAUGCAGAUGCUGAUCAGAAUAGUGCGCAAGAUAGUGUCGAUGCAGUAGCAGCGGCGGACCCGAGCAGUCCCGCAACGGCCGAAGCAGUGCACACGGAAGAGUUCAAAGAUGAUCAAAGUGUUUUGUUGAAGUACAUGCAAGAGGACAGUGUCUCCGGUAGUUCGAACCGAAGCGAAACAAUAAAGUCCUCCGACGGUGGUGAUAUUUUUGAGGAUUUCAAACAACGUCAGCGCACAACAGGCCAGCCAACCGACAGCUACUCCUCCGAUCCGGGCGAGAGCAAGGAAGGCCAUGGACCAAAAAUAGAACCGUCUAGUGGCAGCCGUCGUCGCGGUGGACAGUACUUGUGCGAUGGUUUCGAGCCGGCUGUCGUAAGGCGACCAAGGCAAGUUUCUCGAUCGAACGAUCCCGUCCCAGCGGAUACUACUGCUGCUGUUGCUGCUACUGCUGGUAUGGGCGUAAUACCGGGACCGGUGGAACCGAAUCGAUUGGCCAAUACGAAGGGAUCCUCUGGCGGGAACCAGGACAGCUCAUCGCCCGAGCACAAGGCGGCCCUGGUUGCCGAUUUGCGCACCGAAAUCAGUCGCCUCAAAGACGCCGAACUGCAGGAAGAGUUCCUUAAGCUGGAGCUAGAGACGGCCAAGUACGAGCGCGAGUUGCAGCUAAUCACGGUUCCCAAGAGAGAUCCGAAGGUGGCCAAUGGAGUAGGUGGAAGCGGAUCGGCGCACGACAAUCGAACGUAUUUUGUUUCGAAACAGCAGGAUUUUGUGGUCGAACGUUCGCCCAACAAUGGUGCGCCGUUCGGUUCAUCCAGGAUGACCGGUGGUGGUAGGCAGAGAGGGCAUGUUCCCGCCCCACCGCCCGUCGCAGAUGCCAAAGGUGGUACGGCGGAAAAUGAGCAACUCUACAACGAGUGGCAGCAGAAAAUGGAACAACGCGAGGAACGUCGCGUGCAGCGAAUUAUUACCACGGAGCAAUCGUUUUCCCAACAGCAACAGCAACAGGAUGCUGUGUCCGGUGCCAUCCAAGCUCCUGGUGGACCUACUCCGCCUCCACCACCACCACCCACCACCGAUGCGGAUGAGGAAAUCUUCACAAAGAAAGUCAAAGAUCGUGUCCGCGAUCUGAUGGCCUCGCAGGCCGCUGCGGCAGAGGAGGCGCGAGCCAGACAGCGAGGUAGGGUCGUUUCCAGUGCACCUUCCACACCGACCGCCCGGCGGAAGCACAUCGAGGAGGAGUUCCGCGAGUUUAGGGAAAUUCGUCAACGGGAGACGGCCGUCGUGAGUGCCGCCUUGGCCGCGGAAAGUGCCAAAGAGAACGCGAGGCAGCUUGUCGAAGCCGUGAACCAUUAUGCACCAUCGAAAAUCCCUCUGGCAACGUCGUACAAGAAAGUUCCCGGGUUGCAACGGCCGACCCCUGCUGCUCCGGCACCGAAAGGAACCGCCGUUACCAUCAACAGUAACGAUCAAACCAUAACCAGCAGCAUCAACGAGGCCCAAAGCGCUGGCGAAGAAGAAAUCAAAGUAAACGUUGCGGCACUGAUCGCCACGCACCAGGAAAAGCAGCAGCUUCAACAGGUGGUUCCGGUUGCGUCAGGACAGCCGCCGAAGGUUGCUCCGAGCAGAUCGAAUACAGAUGGCCGGCCCACUGAACAGCUGCCGAUUCAGGAUGAGUGCACUUCCGAGCCAACCGUUAGCGUCAGUGACAAAUGUCAACAGUUCGAGCAGCGUAUUCGUCGGAACUCGGAAACGGGAAAGGUGAUCGACAGCAGCAUCGCGCCCACCGUCAGCCGGAAGCCGACCACCAGUGCCUCGGGCCAUCAACAACCGCAAGGACGUGCCGGUACGACCAUUGGUAGCUAUGGAGACUCAGUGGAGUGUUGUGAUACCAAGCGGAGAGGCUUCUGCUCCGAGGCUGAUCUGCUGCAUGAAAUCGAUCACGCACUAGUGCUUGCUAAAGACUUCCUCUUUUCACGCGGCGUUUGGUCACCCUUCAACCGUUCCACCGAGAUUCUCACGAAGGAAGAACUCGCCGAGCGGUCCACGGCGUCCGCGAAGGGCAGAUCGACCGAAAUACAGCAACCCGUCUGGACACCCCGUAGCGCCCCGCCAUCGCCAGCGUCCGAGCGUCGCGAGUUCCGCCCGAUCGGCUUCGAAUCUCCCACCCCGACCCGACGAGUGACGACCCCGUCGCCGGCGACGACUUCCGCUACGGUAGCCGCACCCUGGACGCAACCCGGUUACAAUCCGCCGCUCACCGUUCCGAAGGCUGCUCCACUCCAGACGUCCGCCUCGAAUCCGACGAUCGGAGGAGGGACACCACAUCGUUCGACUACAACGACAGCUCCCACCCCUCCUCCACCGGUUGGCCAACAGUAUCAAGUCCGGUUUGCGCCGCAGCCAAGAUCCAACUCACAGGAACCGACGAUCAACUCUCUACUCAAGUCGAAAGAUGGUAAAACGGCGUCGGUAGGAGUGGCCGAGUCUGGCGAGCGCCUACAGAAAGGCGCCUCCACCACUUUGUCCACCAGUGCCAACAGAUCGGCCUCCUCUUCGACAACAACGACGUCGACGACGACCACGACCUAUCAACAGCAAGGCAACUCCAUUGAUCAACCAGACUCGGGUUUGGAGGCGACACAACACCAACACAAAAUGCAGCAAAUGGCGCAUCAAAAAGUUGACGGAAUCGGGCCGAUCACGAGGGAGGGAAUGCCGCUAACGUUACGAUCUGAAGUCGAUGAAGGGAACCGGGACAAAUGGUACAAGCAAAUGUACCAUACGCUACACAAAGCACAUGAUGAUGACGAUUAUGUUACCGUUCGAUACAAAACGCGUAGAGGAUACCCUUACAAAUCGAGUGGAUACCAAUCGGAACCGGAACCGAACUACGACUCCGACUACACGAUCAAGUACAGCACGCUCGAUCGCAGGAGGACUCCACUGGACUUGAGUCCCGCAAGUUACAGCAAGUUCAACACUUUGCAGUCCAAUCCGAGCCCACCACAACACUUCCAUCAGCCGACGGCCAAGUCCGGGCUUACGUCGUACCGGAACCAGCCGGGAAGGAUAGAGAACUACACCCCAGGACGGUCGUCGAUUUCGGACAAGGAGUCAAAGGAGUGGUGGGAUGAAGUAAUGGAUAUUUUCAACGGGCAACUCGAACAUCAAAAAUUAACCACUAGCAAAACGUACACCGAAGGAAAUCUAUCCAGGGCACUCAAGGAACAAGGGUACGAGAGUGACUCGACGCUAGUGUUUCGCAAGCGGGAACCGCCAGCCAGUGCCGCCUUAAGUCCGGUGGAGCAGAAGCAGUACUACAAAACGAUGCAGGCCGGUGGCGAAAUUCCGCUCCAGGGUUUCCGCAAGCCGGCCCCGGAAAAACCGAAAGAUCGCGCCGAGGAAUCGUUCGACGUGAAGGUGGAAAUUAGCGAAGAGUCCAGCACGAAUCCGUUCCUGCCAAGAGGAGGUGGAGGAGGUGGGGAGGGAAUCACGUGCUAUCCGAUCACCAGCAUCAGCCGUCCGCUGGAUAUGUUCGGACCGUUCCCGAAGGAAACGCGAACCUUCGUGCCGCCGGUUCCGCCGAGUCGCAAGUCUUCGCGCAGCAAUUCGACGCUCAAGAUCAUGUCGCAGGUGAAAACGAACACGUACGAUCGGCGCACCGUCCUCGAGCGGACGACAAGCCACGGGCAGAGUCCCAAGUUUCGCUCGAAGUCUGCUGGACCUACGCCGUUCUUUGUCACCAGCACCUCGAUGAUGAAGGAGGAGAAAAACCAGGAGAACAGCACGCGAAUGGCGUCGAAGCGGUUUGCUUCGUACCGGGUGAGCUCGACCAGUCCCACGGGAGGAGGAGGAGGUGGAGGAGGGUCGCAGGGUCACCAGCGGAAGGCCAGCCCGAGCCCGGUGGCGUUUGGUCGUGGCAUCUCGAAGGAGCGCACGUUUGCCGAAGAGAAGAAGCGCAUCGAGGAGAAGCUGCCCAAGGUGGUGUCCGUGUCGACGAGCAUCCUGCGCAACCCGGAGCUCAAGUCACCGAAUGAGGUGAAGAAAGCGUUGCGUAGCUCCUACCUACCGAUCGUCGGUAGUCCAGGGACAACGAUGGAAAGAUCGACGCUGAGGCGAUUCCCCUCGAACGCAACGUUUCGCAGCGCAUCGAGCGUGUACUCGUCGAGCAAGAGUCUCAACAGUCGCGUCAUGUCCCCAGCGACACCGGGUGGCCACAGGAAGGAGGAGAAACCUUACAAGGUGACCAUAGCGUCAUCUAAAGGAUCAUCAGUGUCGCCCAAGGAUCAUCAGGGACUGAUGAAAAAGUCGCACACAAGGAAACCAAGCCACGCGGAUCGCCGACCGACUGUCACCAUCAAGUCCAGCUUCCAGAAGGCCUCCAAGGCGUUCGGUCUUAAAACGAAAACGCCCUCAACGCAAAGUCUCGCACGCACCAGCUCGACAUAUUCGAUCGAUUCGACCAACUCGAACAAGCGCAAGUCGCGUAUCUGUUACAUUCCGAUCACCACCGAGAAGAACGUCGCUAACAGAGCUCCACCACGUCAGCGAAUGUUUGCGGGAAGUCUCGACCGAGGCCUGAAGUCCCUACGGCGUAUCUCCGGGUCACCGGCGACGGUUCAGGAGGAAUGUUACAGCGAGCGUAUCGUUCGACAGCAGGCGGCGGGUACAGGCAACGUACGCACCGAUACGUUUUUCCAGAACCUGUUCCUCAAAGGUUCAUCUGCGCCCGGACCUGCGGAGACAUCGGACCAAGGAAGUGUGCUUCAGAAGGCACGCCAAUGGAACAGCCUUUCGUGUCGCUCCGAGCCAACGCUGAAGCAGCCGAACUACUAUCUUUCCCAGGCACGGCCCGUCACGUCAUCAAAGUUUAAAAGUUUGGACCGACGGGAAGGUUCUCAUCAGCACACCCCGAUGGUCCGUUCGUUCGAAUGUCGACCCGGUGGGGAGGUGGUCGAACAGGUGAACCGUUUCGAGUCGCUGGUAAAACUGACCGACGAGGAUGAAUACGAUGACGAGGGCCAUCAGCAGUUUGGUUAUGUACGUGGAAGACGUAUGAAGAUCGACUACAGCUUUCACGAGCGUAGCCGCAGCGAACCGACGACGACCACCACGAUGACGACCAAGAGCACCGUCAUCCAGGAGGAGCUGAUCAGCACCAACUCCCCGCGCACAAUCGUCGGACGGCGAUGCGAGGUGACACAACAGCGCACCUCACGCUCACCCUCCUGCCGGCGCAUCCAAUAUCUCAAGGGAAAGGAGGGACAGGUGAAGCGGAUCAUACGCGCUCGCAGUCUCAGCAGCCACAAGGCGGACCAACGUCCACCGAGGGAUGCCCUCGUCCGAAGUCACUCGCUGAACCUCAACCACGAGCCGGUCGUGUCGCGCAAUCGCUUUCGCGAUCUAAACACCUUCUACAACAGUCUCGAGAGGCUCGGGCAGCUUGAGCGGGUAACUUCAUCCUCUUCUGCUGGUGAUUUACGCCCGGUGAGACGAACGCGCGACGAGGAGAUCAUCGACUUCGAUCUCUGGAAGCGUGUGCGGGAUCACGAGAAGGCCGAACGGGAGCUCAAUCAGCUGAAGCACCGGCUGAAGCUGGAUCAGCGUGAAAAGGACCUGUUUUUCUUGCCCCGCGAUCCAGACGAGGUGCGCUGGCGGAGCGACCUGGACACGGGCCUGAGGAACCGCGAAAAGUCGGUCGACGAUCUGAAAUGCCUGCUGAGCCAGCAGACGCUCCACUUCGAGGAUGUGAAGCUGCGCGAGCUCGAGGUUCGCAAGGACCACUACAAACCGCUCUGGCGCGGUUCCUCCGUGAUCGACGUUGCCUCGCAGCUGGAGGAGAAGUACUCGAGCGAAUCGGCGAGCGAAAAACGCACCAACGAGCCGCAAUCGCUGGACAUCAUCAGCAGCAACUUGCUCAGCACGCUGUCCUCGGAGCAGAUGCGCAAGCUGAAAAGUCAGCUGAGUGAAAUUUACAGCGGAAGCAGCACCGGGCAGAAGAAGCAGCCAGCGGUGACCCAGCAGCGGGUUGUGGCGCACGAGGAGGAGUACAUCAUCAACGUUCCGGAGCGGGUCAGCCGGCUUGAGUCGUUGCUGAAGGUUCGCAGCAACUCGGUGCUUACAUCGGAUCAAGUUAACCCGGCUCAGCUCCGGUGUCAGAUGAAGAAACCGGACCUCAAUGCUGAUGGCGGUAAGAAGGCGACGGUAGUGGCAAGCCUACAGAAAACCUUCGAAGAACGAUCGUCGGUGGUCCAAGGGAAGGAACUGGAUCGCGCCACUCUUUCGCGCACACUUUGCCAGGAACUGAAGGAUAAGAUACUGGAGAAGCAUCACACUCUGCCCUCGGUUGGGAAGAAGAAGCGGGACGCCCGACCAUCGAUCCUUCCGGCAGCGACAAGCGCGGUCGAAGAUCGUCGUUUUCUUUCCCUCGAGAGCGGCAUGAAGAAGCUGGAGAGAGAACCCCCAGCGAGCGAAAAGAAGAAGGUCGAAAAGGAGGUUCGCAAGGAGCGACCUCAUUCGUACUGCGACACGGAGAGUAUCUCGUCGGAAACUUCCAACAAAACGGUAAUCUUCCGUAGCGGCCAGCUGCAGGAGCAGUCGGGCGAAGCGGUCGUGGCGGCCGAGGACAUCCGAAGCAAGAUCAAAUACUUUGAGGAAAGGCACACCACCGACGAUACGCCGACGGUAACGAUCUAUCACGCGCGGGAUGAUUCUUCCCCGUCUGAGGACGAGGUACAACAGGAUGAGUCCAGGAAGGAGGGUCCCCGGCACGGCUCGUCGGUAACGCUGUCCCAGUCCUUUACCGAUCUGAAGGAUCUCUUCGGCGAGAAACGGUCGGUGUCCUGCUCGGUGUACAGUGCCGGUCCACCGCCAAGAAGCGUCUCGCCGAAACACUUUACGUUUCGUUCGCGUAGCUCCACGCCCGACUAUGCCACCUGUAUUCAGACGGGUGAAGUGCGGAAGAUCAAGGACAAGUUUGAGAGCCUCGAUGGAAGUAUGCUGCGUCCAGUGGGAACCUACCGGGACGAUACGCCGAUGAACACAUCCGGUGGCGAUCGUCAAUAUCAGAGCGACUCGGAGCUCAACCGGUUCGGGGAAUCCGAACAAAGCAAGACGACCGGUGGUACGAUCGUGCGAGGUCACGAAGCGGGUGAUGUAUCUCGCAUGACGCAUAAGUACGAGGUACAAGCGGCCGGUCGGCGCAAGUCGCGCAAGGACCGCGUGACCUCACCUAUCCCGAAGAAUCCUUUCCGCAAAGACGACCGCUACAUGCCACACAUCAACGUGAUCAGCAAGACGGCCUCUCUGAAGCAGGAAAUCAAACCGACCAGGGUGCCCGCUUCGAAGACGGUACUCCUUCAGUCGACCCAGCUCCAGGACGUCGGACCCGAGCGGCAGAAGAAGAACCAGAGCCGCCGCAGCGCAUCAUCCGGCAGCGAGGAGUUUGAGAAGCUGAAAAGUAAGUUUGAAACGGGUUCCGGUGCUGCCGGCGGUGGCGGCGGUGGCGGCGGGUCCGAGGCGAACCUAUCGCUGCUCGGCAAGAUGUACACCUCGGUGCCGGACGUCCGCGAGCUGAAGGACAUCCCCGGCUACCUGUCCGGCUCCUGGAUCGCCCACCAGUUCCCCAAACCAACCGACAAUGCACGCUCGCUUACCGCACCCGAACAGUCCCCGCCGGGCAAGCAGAUCGUCCGCAAGGGAUCGCGUCCGGCCAGUCCUAAUCAGCACCAUACCCACCAACAACACCACCAACACCAUCCCUCGCUUCGGUCCCAUUCCUCCUCACCGCCUCGUCAGCCCCGGGACGCUAAGACUCACAGCCGAAGUAGCAGCGAUGCCACGGCGAGCUUCCUCCGGCAGUUCUAUUCCAACGGCCACGUCGACGGCGACGACGACGAUGAAAUGCUGCUGAAGCAGAAACAGGCUCGCACCAAAGGGGAACGGUUCGUGUCCAACCAGCAGCUCGAAGCCGAAGCCCUCUGGCGAAAGAUCCAGCUCAUGACGAGCAGCAGAAGCACCAACAACGACAUCGGAUUGGGAGAUACCGCCGCCGGCAAGCCGACCGUUACAUUUGAAGAGUCUCCGAGACGGUACAUCGAAAGCGAUGUCAACAUCCACUACAAGACGCCGAUUCGGUUCGAGUACAAAGAGCCCAUACCGGACGAUGAACUCGCCUACCGGCAGGCGGAGCAUAUGCGCCGCGUGUACCAGGAGGAGCGGCGCCGGAAGUACAUCAACGAGCUCGAGGACAUGCACUCGCGGCGCCACACGGACAACAUACCGCCAUCGCAGAAGUCACCGAUCCCGCUGAAUCGCUACGAUGACUUUGCGGCCGACCUGUCGCCCAAACCGCAGCACGUCCUCAAGCAACCGAAGACGAUCGCACGGGCACUGUACAACUUCCAGGGGCAGAGCAUCAGGGAACUUUCUUUCCGGAAGGGCGACAUAAUCCACCUCCGACGUCAGAUCGACAAGAAUUGGUACGAAGGCGAACAUAAUGCAAACGUUGGCCUGCUUCCAGCAAACUACAUCGAGAUUCUCAACCGAGACAACGUCAACGUCAAACCACUGCCCAAGAAGCCGGUUCGCGAGGGAAAGGCCCGGGCGAAGUUUAACUUUACCGCACAAACGGGUGUCGAGCUGUCGCUGUUGAAGGGCGAGCUGGUCACCCUCACGAGACGGGUGGACGACAACUGGUUCGAGGGUAAGAUCGGCAGCAAGAAGGGCAUCUUUCCGGUAUCGUAUGUAGAGAUACUGACCGAUAUAAAUGGCGAAGAGAGCUACGACAUUGAGCCCAUCGUUCACAGACCACAAUCCGCGCACGGCGUCACCAGCCAACCUACGCACACACUCACCACGCAUUACGGUGCGUCGCACACCAAUGGACGCGUUUCGCCGGGCAUCCUGCGGGAAACGAAAACGGUGCAGAAAACGGAAGUCCUGCACGUCGAUACCUCCAAUGAGCCGAUCUCCUACCGAGCGCUAUACAACUACAAGCCACAAAAUUCCGACGAGCUGGAGCUGCUCGAAGGGGACGUCGUGUAUGUGCUGGAAAAGUGCGACGAUGGCUGGUACGUCGGCACCUCGGCUCGCACCGGCUGCUUCGGAACGUUCCCCGGAAACUACGUGAGCAAAAUGUAGGAGCCCAGCCACGCGGACCAAAACGGAACUACUACCAACCCAUACAAGGCCCACUAGAAAGAGCGCCGAACCUGCGUCGCGUCGCCGUUUCGAAAACAAUCAGACUGCAAAAGGUCAACAGGCACAGAAAAGUUUGGUUUUGGCGACUAUAGGUACACCGUUUUGACCGACGGAAGGCAGCAGCGCACCUUGCCAACAGUAACAGUAGAUAUUUGUGCAGCAGCAAAGAGUAAUACCAAAAAAGAGAAAUUAACCUAAUCAAAGUAGUUCUUGUGCUAGUCAUAGUGGUAUCUGCCGGUCGUAUUGCAAACCCGACAACCGUGAACGAUACAGCAAGUGUAUCGCGAAUGCGCGUACGAAGACCCUUAAACGCCGGAACGUACAACAGGCUGGCUAACCCUGUAUGUUCCCCGCGCGUAGCCAAGCUUACCUAAGAUGCAACUAGUAGGUACCUCCCGGGCCGGUAGAGAUUACGUAAUCACAAUCUUUUAGUAGAACAGAUGUGCCUUCAUUGCAAGCAAAUACGAAUCUAUUUUCGAGGAAACGAUGAAAGGGAAAAGGGUUUUUUUUCUUGAAAAGAUUUCUCAAACAAGAAAGUACAAGGAACACGCUUGCCUCACAGAAAACACAGUCAGUUGGAUAGCAGCAUUAUGGUAGGUGGGAGGAGUUUUAAAAAAUUCGUAGGUCGUUCGAAUCGUAUUUCCUAUUUCAUCCCCGGUAAUAUGCACAAAGUGGAAUUUUUGUUUUGUGUGAACACUGACACUAACAUUUACACCUACAAAAACACAUGGUUAUGCUGCAGCAACAUACAUUGAUGCGAAGCUCGAGCAUACAAAUCUCAUCCCGGACGAUCACUCAGAAAGAUCAGUCGAUCCUCCUCCGAUUUAUGUUUCCAUCAAUUGAAACCAACAUGUGGCAAAUCUGAAAGUUACCGUUCGUUAAAACAGGUUAAAUUCAGGCCAUCCUUACGAACACCUUUGUUCUUAUUCUUGUUACAAUGUGGGGGCGGAAGAUCUGAUAAAAACAGUGUUUAUUUCAGUACUCACUCUCUUUAUAGCUCCAUUACACACAGUUGAAUCAAUAACAUCUAACCUAUGGAGUAGUUUGAAAUGCAUAUUUUAACCUUCAUCUCUGUUCGUUUGCCACAAACGUGGAGAUGGAAACUGAACGAAGUAAUAUUAUCGAUAACUUGUGAAAGGACCUACAACCCAAUACUAAAUUCAAUACGACACUUAACAUUACAUACAUAUAUACUCAUAGAGCAACAACUGCAGAACGUUUUACUGACACGUGAAUUUCAAUUCCGAUGAAUGGAUCAAUAAUAAAAUAA